CCAUCUUGAAUUUAGUAUUGUGCCAGUCGGGGGGGCGGUGACAUACUUUACCCGUCAUCGUCCUACAUAUUAUUUUAGUGGAUUUGUUAAAAGGCAAAAUAAGUGAUUAAUAGUGUAAAUAAUUAGUUUAUGUCAGGUCUGAACGUGAAGAUGGCGGGGCAAACAAUUAACGACAGGCUUUUAGCCGCUCGACACAGCAUCGCUGGGCAGGGACUAGCAAAAUCCGUUUGUAAAGCCACUACUGAAGAAAUGAUUGCUCCUAAAAAGAAACAUUUAGACUAUCUCGUCCACUGCACAAACGAGCCUAAUGUGUCCAUACCGCAGCUGGCCAAUCUACUGGUGGAGCGUACUCAGAACACCAACUGGGUAGUGGUGUACAAAGCCUUGCUGACUGUGCAUCAUUUACUAGCAUAUGGCAAUGAGAGAUUCACACAAUACCUGGCGUCGAGUAAUUCAACGUUUCAACUAAGUAAUUUCUUAGAUAAAAGCGGGGUGCAAGGCGCGGCCGGUGCGAGGAUCGGCGGCUAUGACAUGUCUCCGUUCAUCCGGCGCUACGCCAAGUACCUGAACGAGAAGGCUUUGUCGUACAGAACUGUUGCCUUCGACUUCUGCAAAGUAAAGAGGGGCAAGGAGGAGGGCUCCCUGCGUAUGAUGAACGCGGAGAAGCUGCUGAAGACGCUGCCAGUUCUGCAGGCGCAGCUGGACGCUCUGCUCGAAUUCGACUGUACCGCCAACGACCUCACCAACGGCGUCAUCAACAUGUGCUUUAUGCUACUCUUCAGAGACCUCAUCAGAUUAUUCGCAUGUUACAAUGAUGGUAUUAUCAAUCUUCUGGAGAAAUAUUUCGAUAUGAAUAAGAAGAAUUGCCGCGAUGCUCUCGACUUGUAUAAGAAGUUCCUCAUCAGGAUGGAUAGAGUCGGUGAAUUCUUAAAAGUGGCAGAGAAUGUUGGUAUAGACAAGGGGGAUAUCCCGGACCUGACCAAGGCUCCCAGCAGCUUACUGGAUGCACUGGAAGGUCAUCUCGCCUCGCUGGAGGGCAAGAAGGGAUCUGCUGCCAACACGCCCACACAGACAGCCAGCGCUCAGAAGAACGUAGCGAGUGUGAUGGGUGCACUUUCGUCUACGUCUUCAUCAUUCGGUCACGCGGCGGCGUCUUCUCGUCUCGACAACAAUGGCGCACUCCUCAUUGAUGACUCUCUGAGGCAGCAGGCCCUCGCUGAGGAGGAGGCUGCCAUGACACAGUACAAGGUGCAUUUAUUGCAAGGCGAUGAGUUGACAGGUGACGAAGACUUGUCAGUUAUAAUAAAUAAGGUUCAAUCGCCAACCAACUCCGCUGCGAACAAUCCAUUCCUCUCGACUUCGACACCUCAGAACCAAAACCAGAAUCAAAAUCAAUCCAUAGUGGAUCUGUUCGGGCCAACUCCGGCGGAUACUGUUAGCACUAACAGUAAAGCGUCAGAUGAUCUCUUGUCUCUCGGCAAUCCAUUCGCUGAUAUGUUUGGUGCGCCGGCCGCGCCCGUCACCGCGCCCACCUCCGCGCAGGGCCCCGCCCCCGGCACGCAGGGCCCCGCCCCCGGCACGCAGGGCCCCGCCCCUCUGUGGGGCUCCAACGGGUUCGCCUCGUUCCCGCCAGGGCCCCCCAACUCUCAGCCGCAGACCAACAACACAUUUGUGUCGGAAGCUAACUUCUCUAACGUAUUCAAUAACACCACAGAUUCUGCAGCUGCGAACCCGUUCAUGGGUAUGGGAGACCCGACGCAGCCGAUGACGGCGUCCCCCGCGAGGCCCCCACCCCCGAACCCCCCACAGCCAAAGUCCGCAUUCGACGAGCUGGAGGAUGUGAUGCGGAUGUCGCUGGGCGGCUCCCCCGCGCGUCAGCCCCAGCCCCAACCCAUCACUCAGCAGCCGCUGGCGCAGACCUUCGACAUGCCGGUGUCCAUGCCGCAGCCCAUGAUGUUCGGUUCUCCGGCACGACAGCCCAUGAUGCCGAUGGCUAUGGGCCAACAACAACAGCAGCCGGGUAAAGUGCUGACUGGAGAUCUGGACUCUUCUCUCGCACAACUGGCCAACAAUCUCACCAUCAAUAAAACAGCAACAGCCCAAAAGCCGAUGCAGUGGUCGUCGCCGAAGAACGCAUCCAAACCGGGCUGGAGCCCGCAGCCGAUGCAGGCCACCACCGGCGCUGGCUACAGGCCCAUGGGCCCCGGCAUGGCAUUGCCACCAAUGCCACACACACUGCCCCAUACAUACCAUCCCCCGCAUUAUGUUAUGCAACAACCGGGCAUGGUAAUGGGCAUGGGUCCAGGAAUGAUGGGCGCCAUGCCACCCAUGCGCCCAGCCAUGCCCACACAACAAACCAACCAAUUCAGCUAAACCCGACAUUUUUUAUAUUGUGUUUGUCUUAACUUUAGAACUUCAUCGGGAUCAUUUAGACCCGCCAGAUGGAAAGAGUUACAUCUUAUGAGAUCAACAGAAGUAACUGUUUACGUCGGAUGGUUUCUUGCUUUUUAAUUGUUUUGGUAUUAAAUUUUACAUUUAUAAAACAUUAUUUUUAAAUGUUAUCAAU
Messenger RNA from Papilio machaon (common yellow swallowtail), 2566 nucleotides. RefSeq names its product phosphatidylinositol-binding clathrin assembly protein LAP (gene lap). Gene Ontology annotation, molecular function: phosphatidylinositol-4,5-bisphosphate binding; 1-phosphatidylinositol binding; SNARE binding. Bases 130 to 2373 code for a protein of 747 amino acids. Gene Ontology annotation, cellular component: extrinsic component of presynaptic endocytic zone membrane; clathrin-coated pit; clathrin-coated vesicle. The transcript has 18 exons. Gene Ontology annotation, biological process: clathrin coat assembly; clathrin-dependent endocytosis; synaptic vesicle budding from presynaptic endocytic zone membrane. The record is from RefSeq and is a predicted model, not a curated record. NCBI's taxonomy places the organism in Eukaryota, Metazoa, Arthropoda, Insecta, Lepidoptera, Papilionidae.